This is a messenger RNA of Colletotrichum karsti, 1227 nucleotides long. RefSeq lists its product as uncharacterized. The transcript has 2 exons. The coding region runs from base 1 to 1227 and encodes 408 amino acids. NCBI's taxonomy places the organism in Eukaryota, Fungi, Ascomycota, Sordariomycetes, Glomerellales, Glomerellaceae. The record is from RefSeq and is a predicted model, not a curated record.
AUGAGCCCGACACCCUUUCUCGACCGUCUCCAUAAGCUUUCCGAAUUGCAAAUCUCUUCAUCGGACGUCCUCCGUGAAUUCGCCAUCAUGGCCGAACCAUCUCGUCCGUACUCCCCACACUCUCAGAGCAUCCUCGAGCAGGUGCGGAGCAUCGGCGACGACUGGGAACAACUCCCACACGAACUCCAGGCCGCCGUCAUCGACAUCCACAAUCGCUACACUCGCCCCGCGGCCUCCGCACCCUCCGUCAUCAGCGACCUGAGCCAUCUGUCCGAGCUACCGCUCACGCCGAGCGGCCUGGACCGCGCCGCCUUGGACCGCAAAUGGCGCGAGACGCAGCACCUCGUUCCGCGUCAUCACGACGUGUCCGGGCGCGACUAUGCCCAUCAGAUGCCCCAUCAGCAUCUGCACCAGCAUCAGCAGCAUCAGCAGCAGCCGCAGUCUGAGGGCCAGGCGAUUCUGAAUCGCUUGCAGCAGUCAGCACCUGUGUCUCCUCGCACGCCGCCGUCCCAUCCUCUCCAACGCACCCCGCUCCGAGUUCCCGGCGCGUGGUCUCCUGCUCAGCAGCGGACCGCCAGCGCGACCAGCUCCCCGCUGGUGCAGAGAUGGGCCCAGGAACAGCCUCAUCUAUCUCCCGCAGCGCACACGAUGCCGAGCCGACUCCCGAACUUCGUCAACCGAGAUUACUUGCCGAGUCGCCCCAUUCCCAUUGAUCUCACAAGCAACGACAACACGGAUGCCCGGCACAGGACUCUGUUCAACAGCCAAAUUCCUACCAUCCCGACUACGACGGACGCCCAGCAGCGAUCUCUGUUCAACAACCCUGUUCCCUCGAUCCCAGCCACCAUCAACAACCCCAUUGUUACGAUUCCCGGCCUCAUCAACAACCGACGCCAACGCCUCGUUGAGAAAGAGCGGGAGUUUGAGAAGGCCAACAACGAGUGGAAGACCAUGAUGCAUGCGCUUGUCGAUCAAGAGGCCCGCAUGUGGGACCUGCUGGCCGAGAGGCAGAAGAUACUGGUUGAUCUGAGGGAGGAAGAGGGUUCACCGGCUGGAGUCAAUCUCGGGGCUGCGGUUGACCUGUUGGACGGGGCGAAGAAGAACAAGAAGCGCCAUUCGAAGGCUGAGAAGAGGGCUGCUAAGGCUGCGACUGCCGCUCCGGCUCCGGCUCCGGCUGCCGCUUCUGUUGUCCCAGAUGCAUCUUCUCAUAGACCCGCGAUGGAGUAG